Molecule: messenger RNA, 3261 nt
Organism: Parathielavia appendiculata
Lineage: Eukaryota; Fungi; Ascomycota; Sordariomycetes; Sordariales; Chaetomiaceae
Product: KAR9-domain-containing protein
Exons: 1
Coding region: 1-3261 (1086 amino acids)
Biological process (GO): mitotic spindle orientation checkpoint signaling; establishment of spindle localization; nuclear migration along microtubule
Cellular component (GO): mating projection tip; spindle pole body; cell cortex
Source: RefSeq, a predicted model, not a curated record
AUGACAACUCUAGCUGCUGCUGCUCCAGGCAGUGGCCAUAACAACCAUGAGAAUCUUGAUAUAGCAGCCCAACAACACGCCGACCACGUUGCGCGUCAUCAUGGCGUCGUGCUGACCCUCUCCGACGUCUUCGACUCGCCCCAUCGACCACCACAACACCACGAGACCGACGAACGGAGCUCAGCCCGCAGCUGCAGUGUUGACCCGCCAAAAACUUCACCCUCAUCACCACAACAACACCUCCAACAACACCUCCAACAAGGACAACAGCCGGCACUCUCGAAUGAACCAUCGGCGGUCGGCGCGAAAACCACAACCUCGGCACCAACUCAUCGCGUACGAAAACCGUCGCCGGGACUUGCAGCGCGAUUAAAGGCACUCGGCUUUGGCACGGCUCGCAAAUCCACCUCACCACCGCCACCACCGUCGAGCCAUCUCGAGCCCGUUGGCCGCCUUCCGGAAGAGCAACUCAGACGACUUGACCAAGGUCACCUCACCAACUCGGGAAUUACAGCUAUCGAGCGGCGGGGCCGCCCCUGGAGGGGUGCCAUCGCACGCAUCCCUUCCAUUUCGAGCCUCAAGUCGGACAAGUCGCAGCCGCGGACCGAACCCGACGAGCCUGCGCCCGAGCUUCCCAUUGUUGCAGCGCCGAAGCCAGGCUUUCUCCCGGAGAUUGUCACCUCGGAGCCGCUGGAAAUGGACACCAACAAAUACCGCCUUCCGGACCACACAAACGGAAACGGCGUCAAAGCUCAACCGGGGACAAGGGAAGAACACAUCGCACGGGACACCCGGCCGCCCCAGGCACCCCAGACCCCCGACAUCCCGCCGCCGCCUCUCCCGAAAGAUACACCACCACCAACCCGACGCGCCACGAACCCAACCACACCAACCGCGCGCGAUGUUUUCAACCCGGACUCGGUCACCUUCAACCCACUGGGCCUCCAGCGGCCCGGUUCCAUCUACACCCUGUCGCGAGCGUCAUUCGCGAACCAACUUGCCCAGCUCACUUCCAUACAACUUCCGGACGCUGACUCGUUGUCCAACAAGAUCUCUGCAAUCCCCACAGCACAGGCUGCUACAAGAGCGCUGAUAGGUGCAGCUGAGCAGAUUCGCGGUUGGAUAUACAAGGCAUCAGAAGUCAUUGGAGGGUUGGAGAGCGAUGACGAUGUGGAGUGGGCCGCUGCCGGUGGACGCGAGGGCGUCGAGGACGUCGAGAAUGCCAUUGUUCGCUUUGAAGAGCUGAUCAAGGUCUAUGUUGGCGCCAUUGAGGAGCUGCAGGCCCGACAAGACAUUGCUGACGUCUUGGCCGAUGACCUCCGCAGAGCCGUCGCUCAGAUGGAGGCCAUCCUCGAGGAGUGGGCAAAGAUGCGUAAUACGCUGCACAAUGUCAAGUCGCAGGUCGAAAUCGCAAUGGAAUGGGAGGAGUUGUGGAAUAAUGUGCUUGGGGACAUAGAGAACGAGAUGGAUGAGCUCGCCAGAUUGGUCUUUGAGAUGGAGGAAAGACGCCACAAGUCCAUGCUCCCUGUCGCAACAGGCGACAGCAUAGACAUUGGCGACAUGGACACCAUCGACGACGACACGCCCCGAGCGCCGGCACGGUUGCAGCCGACCAACAACCGCUUCAGCCUUCCGGCAUUCCCUGUCAGCCCUACCUCGCCCACUCCCAGCGCGCCGGGCAUUUCCUUGGAUGACUCCAGCUUGUUGGCCCUGUUCGCAAGGAUGCAGCCCCUCCGCGCCUCUCUGGAUUUCCUGCCCAUGAGACUCUCCGUCUUCGAGGCUAGGGCCGAGAGCAUAUUCCCCACGGCUUGCGAAGAGCUAGAACUGCGGAGGUCAGAGCUGGACGCUAGUUACAAGAAGCUGGAGAAAGAUGCCGAGUCACUGCGUAAAGAAUUGGGCGAAGAUCGCUGGAUCCUGGUGUUCCGCGGAGCCGGAAGGCAGGCCCAGAAGAUGUACGACUCAGUCGAGCGGAGCGUAGCCAAGCUACGCGAGGCCAUUGACACGGGGAUGCAACUGACAAAUCAGCCGAUAAUGAGCAAGAAGCUGGAGAACUACGAGGCGAAGAAGACGCACUACGGCCCGGCCAUCGAGCGGGUGUUGUCCAUCAUUGACAGGGGGGUUAAGGACCGGCUGACGGUCAACGGCGAGAUUCUCCGUCUGCAUGCCGAGAUGCAGAGCAAGUGGGAGGAGCUCAAAGAAGCCAUGGCGGACCUGGACGCUUCCGUCGAGGAGCUCCACGCUGAGAGGAGGGAGCAACAGUUGCGAGAUUCUGUCUCAAGCAUGUUAUCCAACGACAUGUCCACCGUUACGAGCGGAACCGAGACGCCUCAAAGCUCGCCACCGUCUUCGGUCAUCAUGUCGUCGAUGGGCCUGAGCAGUUCGACCCAGCUCAAGGCUCCGAAACAGCGCUCGGCAAGCGCUCUGGGCGACACGCCUGCUAACCGAAGACAAUCGUCCUUGCCAACGCCGACAAGCCAGGUGACCCGAAAACCGGUGGCGUCAAGGAUGUCGACACUCUCGGUAGCCGGCGCGCCGUCGAGAGACGGCUCGGCGACACCCACUGCCGACAGGCCAUCACGGCCGUCGUCUUCCUUGGCAGCCCGGCCAAAGUGGAACGCCUCAACCAACACGUCCGACAUCGACACGGGCCACAACUUCAAACCCCUCACCCUCACCACCCCAAGCCCCUAUGCCAAGAAAAUUCCCACCCCAGUCCGCUCCGUCUUCGCCAUGACACCUUCCUCAGCAUCCAAACUGCCCACCCUCGCGCGCAGCCCCCUCUCCCGCGCGGGAUCCGCCUCGCCAAUCCCCGAGAACACACCAUCCAAGCUCCUCUCCUUCCGCGAGCGCCUCGCUUCUCCGGGCCCGCCACCCGCACAGCGCUCCGUUUCCAGACCGCGCCUCGCCUCCCAACCCUCGGCACCGCCUGCCUUUCCAACCCAAACAACCAACAGCCGGCGGGCCUCCCUACAACCCCCACGAUCGAGACCGGCCGAGGUCCCAGCCGCCGCUCCAACACCGCGCAGGCCCACCAGCUCGCUCGCGGCUUCCAGGCGGACUAGCUUGCUGCCCCAGCCGAGGACGACUACUGCUGGUCCUGCUGGUGCUGGUGUUGGUGCUGCUCCGGCUAGGCGUACCAGCGUCACGGGCAGGGAGAGCCCGCAGGCGGUGGCGGGCGCGAGGUUCGCCAUGCGCAAGGAGAGCAGUAGCUCCGCGGCGGCGGAGAAACCCAAGGAUGUGAGGCCGCGGUGGCGGGGCUAG